AAAAAUAUUAAUGGCAAGACCUAAAGCAGAAAAGUUUGCUCUUAAACAGGGGAAGGGAGGGGUGAUGUUUGGGUGAGAGAGUAAAAGCGAAGUCUGUGGAUAUAAAUAAGAAGAACCGAGAAGUAGGAGCAAGCAAAGCUUCAAGAGGUAUGAUGCUACCUUGUUAUUAAUUUUCUUUCUUGUCUUUUAGGGAUAUUGCUCUUUAUAGGCCAUGGCUUUUGUGGAGACUGUGUUGCCCUCGGCUGGUAUCCUGAGGGGCUUCAACCACUUCCAGGAGAUACAAUCCGAAGUUUUCCAGUGGUGGAAGACAGAAGACUGCCCUGAAACUCCAUCUCUGGAGUUUUUAGAGUCGAACCAACCUGAGGGGGUCCAGCAAGUCAAGCAGGAGCAUGAGGAAGCCUAUUGGGACCUUGACUUUCUCCUAAGAAAUUUUUCUACCUCAGGGCAAAAUGCUGGACUUUCUCAAGUUGACCAAGAGGAACAGAACUCAGUGUCUGCUGUCUGUCAGACAGUGACCGUUCAGGAGGAAGUCAGAGAGAAACUCCCAGCAAGCCUCAAGGUUCCGGAGGUUCCUGGGCCCUCAAACUUGGAAGUCAAAUUCCUGCCAGGAGAGAACUCUGUGAACUGUGCCCCAGUCCUACCCAGUUAUUCCCAGGACAUAAUAGACCCCAAUAAGGGUCUAGUAUUUUCCAACAAUCAGUUGCCACACUUCUUUGCCCAGGGAGAUUGUGUGGCUCUUGCUGCAGCAGGGCAGCAGCCUGGGGAGCCCAGACAAAGAUCUCAUGGGCAGUAUUAUCAUUUAACCUGUGAAGCCUAUGUUCACCCAAGUCCUCCCUUGCUCAGCAAACAUGCUUCUUACAAUCAGCUUCCACCAGCUGCAGUGGCUUCCCAGCUGCCACACUGUGGUCUGCUGAAUGGUUACCACCCUUUCUCCCAUGGCCCAUACCAAGCUCGAGUUCAAAUGUACCAGACAGAUUCUGCUUUCCAUUCUCUGCCGCUCCUUGGUUUCCGGAAACCACCUUCACCUACCAGAGAAGUCACAGCCAGGCCAAAGAAGGGACACAAACAGUGGCCCCGCAAGCGGCCUGCUAGUCACAUCUGCAAUCAUCCCAACUGUGGGAAGACGUAUACCAAGAGCUCCCACCUCAAGGCUCAUCUUCGCACUCAUACAGGAGAGAAACCAUAUCACUGCACUUGGGAAGGAUGUGGUUGGAAAUUUGCCCGCUCAGAUGAGCUGACUCGCCAUUAUCGUAAACACACAGGACAGCGCCCAUUCAAGUGUCACCUCUGCCAGCGUGCUUUCUCCCGCUCAGACCACCUCUCUCUGCAUUUGAAGAGACAUGUGUGACGGAUAUGAAAAUUUUGGACUGCAGUGGAUGCUCUAACCCACAAGGGAACCUCGGAUCGUGGGACAGUGAUUGUGGGGUGAGGGGGUAUCUCUGCAUGUUUCCAUUUUCCACAAAGAAGGCACAGCUGCCCUUGUCCCUGGUGGUAUCAGCCAAGAGAAUGUAAUGGAGACUCAUUACCAGGUUGGACUCCCAGACUGAAGGCUUUUGGAAUCUCAGCUGUGUUGUUCUCCCCACCACCACCAAAAAGUCACUUAUAUGAUACCCACCUUUUGAAACCUAAAUUGGGUACUUUGCUUAUGUGUCUUUUUCUUCCCUUCCUACCAAACAGUGCUCAAGUUAUUUCCAAGGCCACGAAACUAUUGACUUCUAACACACGGGAGAACCUUUUAUAUUUUAUUGUCCUUGCAGUAAAAAGAGAUCACUGUUUUCCAUAUUCUAAAACAUUCCUAUAGAUGUGAUCUGCUUUGGUUUAAUGCCAGAGAUGCAGGGAGGGGAUCUAAGGCAGCAGUGGAACCACAGCAAUUGGUCUAGUGCAUUCUUGGAUGUAUUUUAUGAAUAAAUGAAAUCAGAAUAAGGGCUAGGGCCAUAGCUUCCAGUAUUAAAAUGAAUGCUCUGAAGUGCUCCCUUAUGUAUUUUGUGAAUGUUCUAAAGCCUCUUGGGCAGAUCCUGUAAAUGGAGCUUUAUCUUCUAUUAGGAUCAAAUGUUGAAGGAGUUGAUGGAAUAGUCCUCUCUCCUGGGCUUGCUAUCCUAAAAAAAAAAAAAA
Python bivittatus (Burmese python) is the source of this 2112-nucleotide messenger RNA. NCBI's taxonomy places the organism in Eukaryota, Metazoa, Chordata, Lepidosauria, Squamata, Pythonidae. The record is from RefSeq and is a predicted model, not a curated record.